AUGGCCAAGGGGGCAAAAGCAGCCGACUGCCAACCUGGAGGCUCUGUGUACACGAGGACUUCGGGGGCACAACCCGUACUGCCGGCUAAACUGCUUGGGUCCCACCCCAACACCCCGUCGGCACCUGCGGUUUUCCAAGACUCUACCCCGGAGGAACUUCUAUUUCCACCACCCUAUCAUAACCCUUGUAGUAACCCUCCCCAACUCCUGCGGUCGGCUGACCACCCUCCCCCAGAGGCGGGCGGGGCUCGUGGGCAGGGUCCGGCGGCAGGCACCCGCUCAGUGAAGGCGAAUUCCCCGGAUUCCACCGUCCUGCCCCUGCGUGUGGCAGGAUUGCCUAAUGAGCAGGGCAACCAGCCCAUGCACUACUGGCCGUUUGCGACCAGUGACCUCUACAACUGGAGAGCACAAAAUGCACGUUUCUCUGACAACCCUAAAGACCUUGUUAAUCUCCUAGACACUGUUCUAUUUACUCAUCAGCCCACCUGGGAUGAUUGCCAACAGCUCUUGCAGGUCCUCUUCACCACUGAGGAGCGAGAUCGUAUACUGACGGCCGCCAGGAAAUUAGUCCCUGGAGAAGAUGGCACACCCACCACAAACGCGGCCCGCAUAGAUUUAGUGUUUCCCUUGACCCGACCUGACUGGGAUUUUAACCAGGCUGAAGGUAAGGAGAGACUCCGGGUGUACCGCCAGACUCUAAUGGCAGGGUUGCGUGCAGCAGCCCGCAAGCCCACCAAUUUGGCCAAGGUAGGGGAUGUGCAGCAGGGAAGGGAGGAGACCCCCGCGGCUUUUCUAGAACGCCUCAUGGAAGCUUUUCGGCAAUAUACUCCUAUGGAUCCGGAGGCAACGGAGAACAGGGCCGCGGUGGUGGCAGAAAAGGUGUACAAUCGCCGUGAAACUCCUGAGCAAAGAGAAGACCGCAUCCGCCAGGAAGAACGGAAGGACCGUCAGGGCUCGACCCUCCCCGAGCCCCGGCUAACCUUAAAAGUGGAGGGGAGACCCGUUAAUUUCCUUGUGGACACGGGGGCACAGCAUUCAGUCCUCACGGAACCCUUGGGUAAACUUUCCGGUAAAACUUCGUGGGUGCAAGGGGCUACGGGAUGCAAGCAGUAUCCCUGGACCACGAAAAGAUCUGUAGACCUGGGAAAAGGUCAGGUCUCGCACACCUUCGUUGUAAUGCCUGAAUGCCCGUACCCAUUAAUUGGAAGAGACCUUUUAACCAAGGUAGGAGCGCAAAUCUCAUUUGGACAGGAAGGUGUCGAAAUCAAGGACUUUAAGGGCUCUCCCCUACACGUCCUCACGAUUUCCCUUCAAGAUGAGUACCGCCUUUUGGUGGCGCCAGAUCACCCACCCCUUUCUGGGUGGUGGAUGGAAUCUUUCUCGAAUGUUUGGGCAGAAACCGGGGGCGUUGGCCUGGCGUCCCACAGACCACCCAUUAUAGUCCAGCUAAAGCCUGGGGCUGAACCCAUUCGGGUAAAACAGUACCCUAUGCCUGCAGAAGCCAAGGCAGGAAUAACGCCUCAUAUUCGGAGGCUAUUGGACAGUGGUAUCCUUAAAACAUGCCAUUCGUCAUGGAACACCCCUUUGUUACCGGUGCGAAAACCACACUCGCAAGACUUCAGGCCGGUACAGGACCUCAGAGAAGUAAAUAAACGGGUCAUAGAUAUCCACCCCACAGUCCCAAACCCUUAUACCUUGCUGAGUGCCUUGCCACCUACUCAUGUGUGGUACACAGUAUUGGACUUAAAAGAUGCCUUCUUUAGUCUACCACUAGCACCCCAAAGCCAGGAAAUGUUUGCCUUUGAAUGGCAGGAUGCGGAACGGGGCAUCAGUGGACAAUUAACUUGGACAAGGUUGCCUCAAGGGUUUAAAAACUCUCCCACCCUUUUUGACGAGGCCCUUCAUGAGGAUUUAAGAAAAUUCCGCAGCCGAUUUCCCGAACUAACUUUGCUCCAGUAUGUUGAUGAUCUGUUACUUGCAGCGGAAAGUGAGCAUGCCUGCCGAACAGGAACAGCCGAAUUACUGACGGAACUGGGCCAGAUGGGAUACCGCGUCUCCGCAAAAAAGGCACAAAUUUGCCUGCCCGAGGUAAUCUAUCUGGGCUACCGCCUCAAAAACGGUUAUAGGUGGCUGACGGAAGCCAGAAAAGCUACUGUCUUACAGUUGCCGACACCCACCACCAAAAGGGAGGUACGUGAGUUCCUGGGAUCUGCUGGGUUUUGCCGGCUAUGGAUACCUGGAUUCGCAGACCUGGCCCAACCCUUGUAUGAGGCUACCCGGGAAAAAGUAACUUUUCAGUGGACUCCCCAGAUGCAGCAGUCUUUUGAGUCCUUAAAGAGGGCUUUACUGUCUGCACCAGCCCUGGGUCUUCCGGACAUUACAAAGCCUUUCCAUUUGUUCGUAGAUGAGGCAAAGGGCAUAGCUAAAGGGGUGCUCACUCAGUCCUUGGGCCCCUGGAGGCGUCCUGUGGCUUAUCUGUCUAAAAAGUUAGACCCGGUGGCGUCCGGCUGGCCACCGUGCUUACGCAUGGUGGCAGCGGCUGCCCUCCUUUUCAAGGACUCCCAAAAACUGUCUCUGGGACAAGUUACUUCCAUAAUCACCCCCCAUGCGGUGGAAGGAGUCCUCAGGCAGCCGCCAGAGAGGUGGAUGAGUAAUGCCCGAAUCACGCAUUACCAAAGCCUAUUGCUCAACCCAGAGAGGGUCAAUUUUUCGCCACCCACGGGGCUAAACCCCGCCUCCCUCCUACCUGCCCCUGACCUGGAGGCCCAUCUAGACUGUGUUGAUAUCUUGGCCCAGGUCCAAGGGUUACGCCCUGAUCUGCGAGAUAACCCUCUGCCGGACGGACUGGUUUGGUUUACGGAUGGGAGCAGUUUUAUCCACGAGGGCCGAAGAGCGGCAGGGGCGGCAGUGGUGUCCAUGCAGGAAGUCAUAUGGGCUGAGCCUUUGCCAUCCGGGACGUCCGCUCAAAAGGCUGAACUAAUUGCCCUAACCAAAGCUCUCACCUUGGCUCGAGGGAAAAAUUUAACUGUGUAUACUGACAGCAGAUAUGCAUUUGCCACGGCCCACGUACACGGGGCCAUAUAUCGAGAGCGCGGGCUCUUAACCUCCGACGGCAAAGGCAUUAAAAACGCUCAAGAAAUUAUGGAUCUCCUGGCAGCGCUGUGGCUACCACGUAAGCUGGCUAUAGUACACCAUCCAGGUCAUCAAAAGGACUCCUCGACUCCAACUCAAGGUAAUAAGCGGGCGGAUGAGGCAGCACGCCAAGCUGCCCUAAUGCCGGUAAAUGCCCUGACAGUAAAACUCCCAGACCCAGGGGACCCGCAGCUGCCGAAAGACCCAGAGUAUAAAACUAAGGCCAUCUUGCCAGCACACUUGGCCACUAAUCUCAUUCAGCGCUUGCACCAAGCCACGCAUUUGGGAGAGAGAAAAAUUCUAACUCUAAUCAGGCAAUGGAACCUCCAUGUCCGGGACGCAACCUGUACCGUGCGACAAGUAGUGGCAUCCUGCCAGUCGUGUGCCAUGGUAAACGCCACCAAGACAACCGGUGAACCAGGAAUGAGGCCGCGAGGAACGCGCCCGGGGGUCCAUUGAGAAAUAGACUUCACCGAGGUAAGACCAGGUAAAUUUGGCUAUCGAUACCUGCUGGUCCUGGUGGACACGUUUUCCGGAUGGCCGGAGGCGUUCCCGACAAGAGGUGAGUCAGCUCGAGUGGUAGCCAAAAUCCUGUUGGAAAACAUUUUUCCUAGAUUUGGGUUUCCAGUGACCAUUGGGUCAGACAAUGGACCAGCCUUUGUCUCUCAGGUAUCAAAAUCUGUGGCUUCUGCCCUGGGAGCAGAGUGGAAGCUCCAUUGUGCCUAUCGGCCCCAGAGUUCAGGGCAGGUGGAGAGAAUGAACAGAACUUUAAAAGAAACUUUAACUAAAUUAACUUUAGAGUCUGGCGGGGACUGGGUGACUCUCCUUCCCUAUGCCCUCUUCCGGGCUCGCAAUUCCCCUUAUCGUCUGGGUCUGUCUCCGUUCAAGAUUAUCUAUGGAACCGCCCCCCCAACCACACCGCACGGUGCGCAGUUAGCUUGUGAUUUGCCUUCUGAUUGUGAACUUUUUCUUUCUGUGUGGGCUGUACAGCAGGCUCACCAGGAGGUCUGGCCCCGCCUCAGAGCGCUCUAUGAAGGGGGAGGACCUUCUCAGACAGCCCACAAAUUUCAGCCUGGAGAUCUUGUCCUUGUCCGCCGACACAAGACCGACGGUCGUGGCCUCCAGCCCCGGUGGAAGGGUCCCUACAUCGUCCUCCUGACCACACCCACCGCACUCAAAGUGGACGGCAUCGCGGCCUGGGUUCAUCACUCACACGUCAAGACGGCACCAACUGAUGACUCCCAGCUGCAGUGGCGAGCCCGGAAGCAUCCCACCAAUCCACUCAAGCUGACUCUUCAGGCGCUCCCGGCUACAACCCAUCGCUCCCAGACCACUGCCCACGCCGUGAAAAAUGACACCAAACUGUAAUGUUGGCUACCUACUGUCCU
Molecule: messenger RNA, 4520 nt
Organism: Talpa occidentalis (Iberian mole)
Lineage: Eukaryota; Metazoa; Chordata; Mammalia; Eulipotyphla; Talpidae
Exons: 5
Biological process (GO): DNA integration; virion assembly; proteolysis
Molecular function (GO): aspartic-type endopeptidase activity; nucleic acid binding; RNA-DNA hybrid ribonuclease activity
Source: RefSeq, a predicted model, not a curated record